Messenger RNA from Peromyscus eremicus (cactus mouse), 2049 nucleotides. It is a transcript of the gene Cdyl, whose product is annotated as chromodomain Y like. The record is from RefSeq and is a predicted model, not a curated record. The transcript has 7 exons. Gene Ontology annotation, molecular function: transcription corepressor activity. Bases 192 to 1889 code for a protein of 565 amino acids. Lineage: Eukaryota; Metazoa; Chordata; Mammalia; Rodentia; Cricetidae. Gene Ontology annotation, cellular component: nucleus.
GAUGUAAACUCAGGCAAUGCCUAGCUCUCCUGCUCCCCAACCUCAUCACACAUAUUUUUCUUAUUACCCACCUUUGUCUUGUUUUCUAAUUCAAGCAUAUGCCAUAGUUUUCCAUGUCUUUGUGUCUAUUAGGAUUGAAGGCUCUUGACUUAGAAAAGAGUGGACUUCGAAAUUAGACUUGCCAGGUUGGAAUGCUGGCCCUUCUACUGACUACUCCUUUGUCAAAGGCCUUAACCGUCCUGUAUCUGACUUUCUCCUCUGUAGAAAGGGAAAGACAGGUGGAAAGGAUUGUUGACAAAAGGAAAAACAAGAAAGGAAAGACAGAGUAUCUGGUGCGUUGGAAAGGCUAUGACAGCGAGGAUGAUACGUGGGAACCGGAGCAGCACCUGGUGAACUGUGAGGAAUACAUCCAUGACUUCAACCGGCGCCACAGCGAGAGGCAGAAGGAGGGUAGCCUGGCCCGUGCCAACAGAGCCUCCCCCAGCAACGCCCGGAAGCAGAUCUCCAGGUCCACUCACAGCAACCUCCCUAAGACCACCCCCAAAGCACUUGUGGUAGGCAGAGAUCAUGAGUCUAAAAACAGCCAGCUGUUGGCUACCAGCCAGAAGUUCAGGAAAAACACAGCCCCGUCUCUUGCAAACCGCAAGAACAUGGACCUCGCCAAGUCAGGGAUCAAGAUUCUCGUGCCUAAGAGCCCUGUAAAGGGCAGGACCUCGGUGGACGGCUUUCAGGGGGAGAGCCCCGAGAAGCUGGACCCUGUGGAGCAGGGUCCCGAGGACACCAUAGCACCAGAGGUGACUGCAGAGAAGCCCAUUGGAGCUUUGCUGGGCCCUGGUGCAGAACGAGCCAGGAUGGGGAGCAGGCCCCGAAUACAUCCACUAGUGCCUCAGGUUUCUGGCCCUGUGACUGCUGCCAUGGCCACGGGCUUAGCUGUUAAUGGAAAAGGUACAUCUCCGUUCAUGGAUGCGCUAACAGCCAAUGGAACAGCCACCAUACAGACGUCUGUUACAGGAGUGACAGCCGGGAAAAGGAAAUUUAUUGACGACAGAAGAGACCAGCCUUUUGACAAGCGGUUGCGUUUCAGUGUGAGGCAGACAGAGAGUGCCUACAGAUACAGAGAUAUUGUCGUCAGGAAGCAAGAUGGCUUCACCCACAUCUUGUUAUCCACAAAAUCAUCAGAGAAUAACUCACUAAACCCAGAGGUGAUGAAAGAAGUCCAGAGUGCCCUGAGCACGGCUGCAGCCGACGACAGCAAGCUGGUGCUGCUCAGCGCUGUGGGCAGUGUCUUCUGUUGUGGUCUGGACUUUAUUUAUUUUAUACGGCGUCUCACGGACGACAGAAAGAGAGAAAGCACUAAGAUGGCAGAUGCUAUCAGAAACUUCGUGAAUACUUUCAUUCAGUUUAAGAAGCCUAUUAUUGUAGCUGUUAAUGGCCCAGCCAUUGGACUAGGAGCAUCCAUAUUGCCUCUUUGUGAUGUGGUUUGGGCUAACGAAAAGGCUUGGUUUCAAACACCCUAUACCACCUUCGGACAGAGUCCAGAUGGCUGCUCUACCGUUAUGUUUCCCAAGAUUAUGGGAGGAGCGUCUGCAAAUGAAAUGCUGCUCAGUGGGCGUAAGCUGACGGCUCAGGAGGCGUGUGGCAAGGGCCUGGUCUCCCAGGUGUUUUGGCCAGGGACCUUCACCCAGGAAGUCAUGGUUCGCAUCAAGGAGCUGGCCUCGUGUAACCCAGUUGUCCUGGAGGAAUCCAAAGCCUUGGUCCGCUGUAACAUGAAGGUGGAGCUGGAGCAGGCCAACGAGAGGGAAUGUGAAGUGCUGAAGAAGAUCUGGGGCUCCGCCCAGGGCAUGGACUCCAUGUUGAAGUACUUGCAGAGAAAAAUUGAUGAGUUUUGAUUGGCAGACUGAGCAGGACAUCAGUGGCUCCCCGUUGCCACAGUCAUCCUCACCAGUAGCUCAUGCUUGGAAGCAGGACUGGAAACACCCAAGCUAUUUAUUACCGAGGAGUUUUUAAGUACUGUAACUUUAAAAUAACUACAAAGCUUCUUUGUCCAAA